AUGGCUGCAAUGAGCGACCCUAUGAUGCAGGAUAAAAACCAGGAGCUGGUGGGGAUGGGACUUCGUGUCUCUGUGUCCCCUGUACAAACUGCUUUUUACAUCAUGCUGGUGAUGAUGGGCAUCGUGGGUAAUGCCAUAGUGGCUGGAGUGAUUGGUAAGAGUAUAAUUAUGGAUCGUGUUGGAGGACGCAACUCGGAUAUCAUUAUCAUUAACAUGGCAUUGUCUAACCUGCUGGUGUCUAUAAUGAGGAACACACUGCUCGUCGUUUCAGACGUGGGACUCGAGCUGUAUUCAUCCAAAGAGUGGUGUCAGUUCCUGAUGGGUGUCUGGGUGUGGCUGCGAUCAGUCAACGUGUGGUCAACACUCUUCCUCAGUGCAUUUCACCUCCAGACUCUGAGGCGUGUAGCUCCCACUAUCGGGAACCUUAACGGGCCCCGGGGCAUUCCACAGACCCUACUGCUGAGUAUUGGCCUCAUUUGGUUUCUCAACUAUAUUUACUCCAUUCCUGCUCAUAUAUUUUCCACUAAUGGGAAUGUGAACACCACAGAGACUCUGAUGCUGGUGAGCAGCACAACACGCCCCCUGCUGGGCUGUGUGUGGAACUUUCCCUCCAGCUUCAGUGGCCUGGCCUAUGCCACCACAUCUAUGGUGAUUCAUGAGGUAAUUCCCAUAGUCUUGAUGGCUUUUACCAACCUGGGCUCCCUUUACACACUCUACACCCAUGGCAGGACGCGCAGCUCGGUACAAGAUGCACCUGUCAUAAAACGGGUGCCAGCCGAGAGACGAGCAGCCAAGGUGAUUCUUGCUCUCAUUAUGCUCUUCAUUGCAUCCUGGGGAACCAGCAUUAUCUCUGUCAACUAUUUCAACUACAACAGCGGCUCCUCGGCUGAGUUUCUACUGGUCAUUGCUCGUUUUGCUAACAUUAUCUUCAUCGCCAUGUCACCUGUUGUUCUGGCAGUCGGCCACAGACGGCUGCGUUCUUUCGUCAAGUCUCUGCUCUCUCACUGA
This is a messenger RNA of Lates calcarifer (barramundi perch), 1008 nucleotides long. Its product is annotated as olfactory receptor class A-like protein 4. NCBI's taxonomy places the organism in Eukaryota, Metazoa, Chordata, Actinopteri, Centropomidae. Gene Ontology annotation, molecular function: pheromone receptor activity. The transcript is spliced from 4 exons. The coding region runs from base 1 to 1008 and encodes 335 amino acids. Gene Ontology annotation, cellular component: membrane. Gene Ontology annotation, biological process: G protein-coupled receptor signaling pathway. The record is from RefSeq and is a predicted model, not a curated record.